AUUGUGGCAAAAAUUUGAAAUCAAGCGCUCUGAGUCUCUGAAGUACCUAGGCAGGUCCUAGGUAGGUAACUAGGAGAGGUAAGCUUUGCAGGCGCAGCUUUGAGGUACUUUCGCCGCCUGCUUUCAAUAGUUUCUCUCAAAAGGCUCUUCAGGAUCCAACGCUCUCUCUGCUUCAAAUCAGAGUUUGUGUGGACACUAGCAGUAUCAAUUACUAGCAGAAGAGCUGCCGGCGACUCAGAAGUGGAGGGUGAAGCAGCGGUAGUCUCGAAGAUGGGUCCACGGAAGAGCACAACGCCAAAGAAGUUGCCUAUGCCUGAGCCACUGGAAGAGGACAAACAGCCACCUGCGGGAGAGUCUGAUGAGGAGUAUGAUGGGGAUGAGAGCAGCGAGGAGGAGAAAGAGGAGGAGCUGGAUUUUGCUAGCGCGUUGAGGAUGGUCCAAGCAACCAAGCACAAGGCUUGGCUAGAGUCCAAAUCUGCAAACAAGAAGAAGCGAAAGGCGGACCCAGCUGCCAAAGCUAGCACGACAACCAAGGAGGUCAAGAAAUCAAAGGUCAAGCUCUACACUGUUGAGGAGCUCGCAAAUGAAUACUAUGCUUACCAAGAGGAUGAUGACGUUGGCCCUGAGAAGGUCACCAAGGCUGCUCUAACGAAACGGAUGAACAUUGAGGGGGACGCGAGCAACCGCGUGCAGGCGGCUGAAAAGCACAAGUUUGGCGUUGAGGAGGUAGAAGGCAAGACCAAGAACCCGCAAAUACAUGUCAAAUACAAAGGUCUUCGGAAAGAGCUCGAGGAGCGAUUGCAGCUGCUGACGAAAGAUGACGUAGCAACUGUCAUCAGGAACGUCGCGAACAGGGGGUCCUCCUCUCGGCGACAGGGUAAAUCUAAGCAUCUGCUGGAACCCCUGGCCAUGGCUAAACGGAGCCCGACUCUCUUCUGGAACGCUGUGCACCAUUACGGAUCAGCACAAGAUGCUGUUAAGGAGGCUGUGCCGAGCUGACCUGAACGUCCCAAAACCUCUGCUUGUCUUGCACCCUAGGAUAUCUCUAUGCGUUUCCGCUUUCAAUUCACUGAACAGACUGUCUGUCUAGCAACAAGAGGUUUAUCAGAGGUAAGGUGUACAGCCCUGUACAUAACUAGGAACCCGGGUUCUCCAAGCUGGAGCUAGCAUAGCCGAGUAGGUAGCGCCACAAUAGCUGGUCCAGGUAUGCGUCCAUGAGUUGUCCAAUUUACCUAACCUUUCGUUUGACUCAGUGAAGGCUUCCCUUCACUUGCCAGCACUGACUCUGGAUAUAUGUUUGCAGGCGCUUGUAACCUCUGCAUCCAACUUGCAAACUCCUGGGCCCUGCGGCAUACUAAUGUUGCUGAGCUGUUCGCCGGUCUUAGUUUAGCCGGUCAAAACAAGCAGAUUAAUCAUAAAUCUAAUCAUGCGUGCAGAUUUAGUGCAAUAUGACGUGCUCUCGCACGAUACGGAUGAUAGGCUCCGACAUCACCGUUGUACGCUAUACAGAAUGUUCGCAUGCAAGCCUGAGACAUAUGACACUUGAUGCCAGCAAUGACUGAGUCGCCCACGACCCUUAUGC
Molecule: messenger RNA, 1582 nt
Organism: Klebsormidium nitens
Lineage: Eukaryota; Viridiplantae; Streptophyta; Klebsormidiophyceae; Klebsormidiales; Klebsormidiaceae
Source: the annotation of a GenBank genome assembly